CUGGAGCUUAGAUAUUUAUCUUUAAACAUCUUCUAAUGGGUGUCUACCAAGUUUGUUCAAAUAAAAGCCUCUGGUUUAAAAUUGGCCUUGGCCCAGGGGCCUAUAUACAGGUGAGCGAUUUCAGGGCCAUCAUGGCCCUCUUGUUUCCUGAUAUUGUUAUAUCUGAGAAGCAGCAGCAAAUUAAAAAAAACAUAAACAGGAGCCGGGACCCUAGCAAUUGCAUUGCUUUACGCGACUUAUCUUUAAAAGCGAUAUUAGUGGAGUUUACUAUAUUUCUAACAUAUUUUGUGUAAAAGAAUAAUAGCUCUUACCUGUUUAAAUUUUCACGAGAUACAAAUUACCUCCCUUACAGUAAAUUUUGUUAAAAGCAUACAAGUGAUGACCUUUAAACUAUUAUUUUGUUACUUUUUUUCUAAGUUACACAAUCAUGACAGUACAUUGACAGAAUAAGCUAUUGAGAUGUGACACUGUGGCCAUAAAGUACACAAGAAAAUAUAUGCAAAAUGUAUGCAAAAAAGGCCUAGUAUUUGGAAACUUCUUCAAUUUUUAUUUUCAAUACAUGUUUGAUGUUAAAGCUGCAUGCCUCUAGAUGAGCCAAAACAAUUUAAGAAAAUCAACCUAAAAAAAAAUGUACUAGGAUUUUAAGAAAAGUAUAAAUAUUUAUAAUUUAAGUAAUACUUCAUAUGUUACAUAUCACUAUUGACUGAUAUUGCAUUAUUUCUCACCAUAUUUGUACUACAUGACUAUUGCAGGAAGGGCUUCAUUUUGGCAUUUAUUUGGUAGUUUUCCUGAAUUGAAAGUUAUAUUUGCAAUGUGUAAAUACUUCCUUUGUUCACUUCAAAAUAGUUUACUUUUUAAUACAUUUUCAAAAUUUUCAUAAAAGUCGUAUUAAUCUGAAGGCAAUUUGCUUUAAGAAUAAUAUUGUGUUUUCCUUUCAUAGCUGCAAAUGUUAUAAGCUUGUCUGUUUCAAAGAAAAAGUGGAGCUAUUAUGAUUGCAAAAUCUUAAAUGUAGCCCUUUUUUCAACCAAUUUUAAAGGUAUCAACACAAAAAUAAGAUUAUUUAAUAAUUACGAUAUUUAUAGAUGUACAGUAAACUCCACUUAAAACGAUAUUCAGAGGACUGCAGAAUUUAUGUCUUUAUAUCCAGGUACAUUGUUAUAUCUGAGAGGCAACCAAUUUGAAAACAAGAGUCUUGACGGCAGCAUCGUUAUAAGCUGUAUAAUGUUUACUCUAGUUGUAAGACAAGGGGAAUAAUUCUGAAUGCAAUAUUAAGGGGUUACCUAGAAAUUUACAUGAUUUAGUGGAGGUGUGCCAAUCAGUAAAUGAUGUUGUAAGAUAAUCCUAAUUAUGACCUUGAGCUGCAGUGUAUUACAAUUGCUACAUAAUAUCUAUUUUUUUAUAAAAUUCCUAAUUUUGAACUUUAGUAAUAUUUUUAAGUCAAUAAUGUAGUAUAUCACCAUAUUUAUUGCUGUAACAUGAUUUUGGGUCAUGAUCAGAUUGCGAGCUGACCAUGAAUUAAAAUAAACAUGUAUGACAUUAACCAUAUCGUACAAUACCUUUUAUUGACCACUUCUCUGAUAAUAGAUAGACAAAUAAUGAUAAUAAUGACCCGUUUAUCAGAAAAUUAUCUCUAUGGUGUUCAACAUUGCUUGCUUUCAUGUUUAUAACAAACCGUAGAGUUGUCUUUACAAAUGUCCAUGACUGAUACUGUUUACUUUUAUCAGACUUCAGCGGAUCAAAAUUAUCUAGCAAUAUUUGUGUCCAGUUUGUAUGGCUGACCAUUUAAAGUUUAACUUGAGAUAACAAGGAAUUGUAAUUUUUGUGUAAUUUAUGAACACUUUAAUAACAGAAGAUUAAGUAUUACAUUAUAGAAAGUGUUAACAUAAUAAAAUUAUAAGAAUACAGUGAACUAUGAGUUUUGUGGCAUCACCAUUAUGGAACUAUAUACCACUGGUGUUACUGUACUUCGUGUUAAAGAAGGUUUUUGAGGUGUUUUUAAAGAGACGGAGAUUGCAGGCAGCAUUUAAAGAUUUUCCUGGUCCAAAACCGGAAUUCUUUGGUGGGAAUACACAUCAGAUAACUGGAGAUUAUGCGGGGUUGCUACGCAUGGCUGAUUAUGCUCACGAGUAUCCAGGGGCGUUUCCAGCUUGGACCGGACCGGCUGAGGCUCAGUUAAUAUCUGUCCAUCCAGGCACAGCAAAAGUUGUAUUAUCUGGUACAGAUCCAAAAGAUGAAUUUUCAUAUGCAUUGAUGCGUCCAUGGAUAGGAGAUGGGCUGUUGUUGAGUAAAGGUAAAAAAUGGGAUAGAAACAGAAGAUUGAUGACACCUGCUUUUCAUGCUGACAUCCUAAAAAAUUAUGUCAUUGUAUUCAGCAGGAGUACAAAAGUUCUAAUUGAUAAAUGGCGAAAAUCAGCUGGUUCAGAAGAGGUGUUUCAUCACAUAAGUCUUCUUACAUUAGACAGUAUGAUGCAAUGUCUUUUUGGUUACCAUAGCAACUGCCAAAAUGAAAAAACAAGGCAUCCAUAUAUUCAGGGUGUUUACGAUGUAUCGGAACUUAUUGUCAAAAGAAUCAUCAAGCCUCUACACCACUAUGACUUCAUCUAUUAUAACUUUACAGAAAAUGGAAAGAAAUUUAAACAAGCAUGCCAUGCUAUUCAUGAGCAUUCAGAGAAAAUAAUAAAAAAGAGAAAACAGUUGUUGAAGUCGGAGGCAAAGGGAGCAAGAAAUGUUGAUUUCUUAGAUAUCCUACUUACUGCAAAGGACAAUGAUGGUGACGGCAUGACCGAUCAGGAGAUUCGUGAUGAGGUUGACACGUUUAUGUUUGAAGGUCACGACUCAACAGCCAGCACAAUAUCCUGGUGUCUGUAUAACCUGGCUAAACAUCAAGCCUGCCAGGACAGGUGUAGAGAAGAAAUUCUCAAAGUUGUCGGCAAAACUAAAAUACUGUCAUGGGAUGAUCUUACGAAGUUAGAGUACAUGUAUGCAUGUAUACAGGAAAGCAUGAGAUUGUUUCCUGCUGUACCAAACAUAUCACGUUGUCUGGAGAGAGAUCUCGACCUGCCUGAUGGCCGUGUCAUACCUAAAGAUAUGAGAAUUACUGUCUCACUGUUUGCAGUGCAAAGAGAUCCUGAAGUCUGGGAUAAUCCUAAUGAGUUUGACCCAGAUAGAUUUACAAAUGGUAGUAAAAUAUCCUCAGUGUAUCAUCUCCCAUUUUCUAUAGGACCAAGAAAUUGUAUAGGGCAACACUUUGCACUGACACAGGUCAAGGUCGUUAUCUGCGAACUGUUACGUCAUUUCAAACUUGACCUUGACCCUGAAAGAAAAGCUGAACCAGAAUGCAUUCUGAUAUUGAGAAGUAAAAACGGACUUUAUCUCAAAAUAAAACCAGUUUAAAAAAAUGUGUGUUAAACUUACAGUAGAAUGAAACUAAUCCAGAAAAAAGUGUGCCUACCACAGAAAAGAAAUAAAGAAGUGCAUAAUUGAUAAGCACAUAAUAAAUUUGAGAAAAUAUUUUCUUUUAAAGAAUUGACUACUUGUGUUCAUAAUUAAACUAUAAGAUUUUUUUCUGCAUUAAAACAUGACAAAGAAAUAGUUGUUUCUCUCAAAAUCAUACCGUCCUAAGCAAUAGGAUUUUUUCUUUAAAUAUAACCAGUCUAAAGAAAAUCUUUAUUUGAAAUGGUGUAUGAUGGGAAAGUUUAUCUGGCAUAUAAAUUUCCCGCUAAUUUAUUCGUCUGCACAAAUUUGAACUGUCAGUGAUACGUAACUUUUACUAGAGUGACCUCCCUUUACUUAUACCAUGUAAUGCAGGCAUAAGCUGGCGAUUAUUAUGCAAAUCACUCAUAUCAUAGUCGGUUUUCUAUGUCUAUCACACCUUAAAUUGUUAUAGGUAAAACAAAAACAUUGACUGGUUUGUAAAAUUUGAUGUAAAAGAGUAAAACAAGUUAGAAUUGAGGAAAUUGGAAGAAAAAAACAUUGUGUCAUAUGU
This is a messenger RNA of Ruditapes philippinarum (Manila clam), 3985 nucleotides long. Its product is annotated as cytochrome P450 4A10-like. Bases 1912 to 3393 code for a protein of 493 amino acids. The record is from RefSeq and is a predicted model, not a curated record. Gene Ontology annotation, molecular function: heme binding; oxidoreductase activity, acting on paired donors, with incorporation or reduction of molecular oxygen; monooxygenase activity. The transcript is spliced from 12 exons. Lineage: Eukaryota; Metazoa; Mollusca; Bivalvia; Venerida; Veneridae.